CAUCCAGGCACAGUGCCGGUCCAAUCCCCUUUAAUUUCCCAUGACUCCCCGCGUCCUCAAGCCCCGCCCCCAGUUCCCCAGCCCCGCCCCGAAGUUUGAGGGGUGUGGAUGGUUUGUGACCCCCUUAGCCGACCCUACUCCUCACUGGCCGGGACAGCUGGGCUUAUCACGGAGGCUGGGGCCAGGUAGCCCUUCGGUUCGGGUGGGCCCAUGGACCCCAGUCCAACGCCGCGGGAAUAGGACCAUCCAAACGCGGAACCUUCGCCUCAGAAAAAGGGUGCGGGACCCCUCCUCACCGUGCGGUCACGGUACGGACAGGGUAGAUCACAGGCUGAGGGACAGAGUAAAGACCUGUGAGGCCGGACACCUGGGGUCCUGCCGGGCCCCUCCCCACGAGAGUUCCCUGUGUCUGUGCCAAUCGUUUUCGUCUUUCUUCGCCGCAGUUUCUUUUUCUGUAAAUCAUGGUUAAUGACAUUAACCUUCUUACCAUCAGGGGUUAGUUGUGGGUGUGAUAAAAAAUUGCUACCAUUAUUAAGCAAUUGCAAUUUGCGGUGUGCCAGGCACUGUGCCAAGUAUUUUGCUUCGAUGAUUUCACGUCAUCUUCAAAACAACCUCAUGAGGGCUGGGUCAGUUAGAACCUAAACAAACUAGACCUGGUUGCAACCCCUCAGGCUCUGCUGAUGCUGUCCCCCUUUGUUCCUGCAGCGUGGACCCUGCCAGCAGCCAGGCCAUGGAGCUCUCUGAUGUCACCCUCAUUGAGGGUGUGGGUAAUGAGGUGAUGGUGGUGGCAGGUGUGGUGGUGCUGAUUCUAGCCUUGAUCCUAGCUUGGCUCUCUACCUACGUAGCAGACAGCGGUAGCAACCAGCUCCUGGGCGCUAUUGUGUCAGCAGGCGACACAUCCGUCCUCCACCUGGGGCAUGUGGACCACCUGGUGGCAGGCCAAGGCAACCCCGAACCAGCUGAACUCCCCCAUCCAUCAGAGGGUAAUGAUGAGAAGGCUGAAGAGGCUGGUGAAGGUGGGGGAGACUCCACAGGGGAAGCUGGAGCUGGGGGUGGUAUUGAGCCCAGCCUUGAGCAUCUCCUUGACAUCCAAGGCCUGCCCAAAAGACAAGCAGGUGCAGGCAGCAGCAGUCCAGAGGCCCCCCUGAGAUCUGAGGAUAGCACCUGCCUCCCUCCCAGCCCUGGCCUCAUCACUGUGCGGCUCAAAUUCCUCAAUGAUACCGAGGAGCUGGCUGUGGCUAGGCCAGAGGAUACCGUGGGUGCCCUGAAGAGCAAAUACUUCCCUGGACAAGAAAGCCAGAUGAAACUGAUCUACCAGGGCCGCCUGCUACAGGAUCCAGCCUGCACAUUGCGUUCUCUGAACAUUACCGACAACUGUGUGAUUCACUGCCACCGCUCACCCCCAGGGUCAGCUGUUCCAGGCCCCUCAGCCUCCUUGGCCCCCUCAGCCACUGAGCCACCCAGCCUUGGUGUCAGUGUCGGCAGCCUCAUGGUGCCUGUCUUUGUGGUGCUGUUGGGUGUGGUCUGGUACUUCCGAAUCAAUUACCGCCAAUUCUUCACAGCACCUGCCACCGUCUCCCUGGUGGGAGUCACCGUCUUCUUCAGCUUCCUAGUAUUUGGGAUGUAUGGACGAUAAGGACAUAGGAAGAAAAUGAAAGGCAUGGUCUUCCUCCUUUAUGGCCUCCCCCCUUUUCCUGGCCAGAGCUGGGCCCAAGGGCCUGCAAGGGAGGGGUGGAAAGGAUGCGAUGGAACUCUCCUCCAUAGGACACAGGAGGCAGGUACGCGGCCUCCCCUUCUCAUCCACAGGAGUACAGAUGUCCCUCCCGUGCAAGCACAACUCAGGUAGAAAUGAGGAUGUCAUCUUCCUUCACUUUUAGGGUCCUCUGAAGGAGUUCAAAGCUGCUGGCCAAGCUCAGUGGGGAGCCUGGGCUCUGAGAUUCCCUCCCACCUGUGGUUCUGGCUCUUCCCAGUGUCCUGCAUGUCUGCCCCCAGCACCCAGGGCUGCCUGCCAGGGCAGCUCAGCAUGGCCCCAGCACAACUCCAUAGGGAGCCUGGAGUAUCCUUCCAUUUCUCAGCCAAAUACUCAUCUUUUGAGAUUGAAAUCACACUGGCAGGAAUGAAGAUUGUGCCAGCCUUCUCUUAUGGGCACCUAGCCGCCUUCACCUUCUCCCUCUACCCCUUAGCAGGAAUAGGGUGUCCUCCCUUCUUUCAAAGCACUUUGCUUGCAUUUUAUUUUAUUUUUUUAAGAGUCCUUCAUAGAGCUCAGUCAGGAAGGGGAUGGGGCACCAAGCCAAGCCCCCAGCAUUGGGAGCGGCCAGGCCACAGCUGCUGCUCCCGUAGGCCUCAGGCUGUAAGCAAGAGACAGCACUGGCCCUUGGCCAGCAUCCUACCCUGCCCAACUCCAAGGACUGGGUAUGGAUCGCUGGGCCCUAGGCUCUUGCUUCUGGGGCUAUUGGAGGGUCAGUGUCUGUGACUGAAUAAAGUUCCAUUUUGUGGUCCUG
This is a messenger RNA of Nomascus leucogenys (northern white-cheeked gibbon), 2501 nucleotides long. RefSeq names its product transmembrane and ubiquitin like domain containing 2. The record is from RefSeq and is a predicted model, not a curated record. NCBI's taxonomy places the organism in Eukaryota, Metazoa, Chordata, Mammalia, Primates, Hylobatidae.